AAAUUAUUACUCAACUUGCCUUGCUGGAGUUAGCGACCAUCUGAAAGCCGAUUAGCCUUGCAAUGGGUUUUGCGAAAGGUCUGCUGAUUUUCUUCAACCUUCUAAUCAGCAUCAAUGGAUUGAUUAUACUCGGCGUUGGAGUAUUCUUGAAGGUUCAGAAGGACGUGGCCACUGAUGAUUGGAAUGCUCAAGCGAUUGCGUUCAUCUUUAUUGGAGGGACCGUCUUCGCAAUAUCUUUUCUCGGCUGCUGUGGUGCAGUCAAAAAGUCUAAGUGCAUGCUUUACACGUUUGGGUCAAUCUUGAUUGUAAUAUUCAUUUUACAAACUAUUAUUGCAAUCGUGCUGUUGACGAGCAAGGACAAAAUAAUUGAACAUUUGAAAUAUGAUGUCUUUGCUAACGCUACAGCUGAAAACAGAGAAAACGAAGUAGUGAAAAGCAUCCAAACGAACUUGAAAUGUUGCGGAAUCAAUGGGACUGAAGACUGGGGAACUGUGCCUGAUUCCUGUAAGUACUCAGAACCAGGAGAAAACGAAAGUGUAGUAGUAUACACUGAUGGAUGUGGCGAAAAAAUCGAAGCUCUCGUGUCAAAAUACAGCAAUAAUGCCGGAGCAGGUGUGAUGGUCACUGCAUUCAUGGAGGUUAUUGGUGCUCUUCUAGCCUUCUACGUGGCUAAAAAAAUAGUUAAGGUUAAUAGAAAGAAGUGACAUCUAUGACAACAACACAGCAUUGCCGCAUGUUAAUCCUGCUUAUGAUAUAUAUGUAUCAAGAAAAAAUAAUGCACACACCCAUAUUUAUGUGUUCUACAUAUUAUAUCGCUUGAAAAAACUGUUUCACAUAGUCAUAACUAUAUAUAUAGGAUUGAUAUGUUUAAAAUAUUUGCCAUACUCGUGACCGCAUCGUUCAGAUCGUUGUUUAUAGGUUCAAAAAUGGUGCCAAGAAUGUUAUGUACAUCAUGUUAAAAUAGCAUAAUGCUACACUGCAAGUCAGGGGUGAGAAAAUGUCAGUGCGCUGCAUUGAGAAAAUCUCACCCCGUCGUAUGUCACUAUGCCUGGGGUGUCAAAGGUGAGUUUUUCGCACCGAGCAGCAGUGACAUGCGGCGGGGUGAUAUUUUCUCACUGCAGCGCAGUGUCAUUUUCUCACCCCUGACUUGCAGUGUAAAGUCAAUUAAAAUGAUCAUGUCGGAAUUUGUUCUCAUGUAUUUCAUAAAAAAACAUUUGUCAACCUUCGUAAUCUUAAAAAGCGUAAGAACAUAAUAGCGGGAUAAAAAACGUUUGUUACUGUAGUGCCUGUCAAUAGGUGGCACUACUCUCCUCCUCCUGUUCCCUGAGCUGUGAACCUUUCCUUAUAGUGUUAGUGACAUUACAAUACUUCCCUUUAGCGUGAUACGUCAUAUUUACUCACGCCGCAGACGCUGUGAAUAAUUUCGCUCAAGACUAUUUAAUUCGCUCGUCUGUGUAAAAUCGAGAAUAUAUUUUGUGAGCCCAAUUGUAUAAUUGACUGACCCGGAUUAACGGGUCCAAAUUUGAGGCAUUAAUAAAAGGCAUUCGAAAGA
Messenger RNA from Cloeon dipterum, 1552 nucleotides. Its product is annotated as tetraspanin-9-like. The transcript has 5 exons. Lineage: Eukaryota; Metazoa; Arthropoda; Insecta; Ephemeroptera; Baetidae. The record is from RefSeq and is a predicted model, not a curated record. Bases 63 to 704 code for a protein of 213 amino acids. Gene Ontology annotation, cellular component: plasma membrane.